AUGACACUCAACGCGGAAAAUACCACUUUUAGCAUUGCUGGCAGAGGCUUAAAGUUAGACACUGCAGAGGAUGCACAGGAGUUUGUGGAUUCCAUAUUAAGCCAGGAAAACUUGGAGAAAGUUAUAUUAAGUGGAAACACCUUCGGGGUGGAGGCCGCACAGGCCAUAGCCAAAGCAUUAGAGCAGAAAAAAACUCUUAAGGCAAGGAAAAUAUUUGUGUUUGACGCGUCCGAUAUAUUUACAGGAAGGCUUCGGGAGGAAAUUCCUCACGCCGUCAAGGCCUUAUGCAACUCGCUUGAAGAUAAACAGCUCGUUGAGCUCAAUUUUAGCGAUAAUGCAUUUGGUCCUGCGGGCGUUGAACCCAUGGUUGAUUUCUUAACAAACAAUCGAUCGCUUAAAAUACUGAAGCUUAACAACAACGGCCUUGGUCCCAGUGGGGGUAAAUUGAUUGCCAAGGCUUUGCUUAGGGCAGCCGAAAAGAACGCCGUAGAAGGUCGUGAAUCAUCAUUAACAACCAUCAUUGCUGGACGCAAUCGAUUGGAAAAUGGAUCUAGUCAAGUUCUCGCCGACGCCAUCGCUGCUCACGGCACCCUAACUGAAAUUCGCAUUCCACAAAAUGGCAUUCGUUCUGAGGGGAUUGUCGCUCUCUCUAAGGGACUCGCAGCUUGUAAAAAUUUGCAAGUUCUCGAUCUACAAGAUAACACUUUUACAGAAAGCGGAUCUAGGGCUUUUGCUAAAGCUCUCGUUGAAUGGCCAAAACUGAAGCUUCUUAACAUUGGUGAUUGCUUAUUAUCGGCAGAUGGCGGUGUGAUCAUUGCCGAAACUCUUUUACUAGGUCAUAAUAAAGAUCUUGAACACCUUAAUCUUCAAUACAACGAAAUAAAUAGUAAAGGUGUCAGUAUUUUAGCUUCUGCUGUGUCAUCACAUCUUAAAAAUUUGGAAUUUUUGGAAUUAAACGGUAAUUGCGUUAAUCCCGAAGAUGUGAACUCACAAGAAGUACACGUGGAACGGGAAAUUCAAGAUUCCGUAAUAGAAAUCAAAUCACAGGAAAUUAAAAUUCAAGAGGAGGACCAUGGAAUUCAAAAAACGGUGGUAGAAGUUAAUCAGGAAAUUCAUGAAUCCGUGAGAGAAAAAGAUAAAUCUAUGCUCAAGGACACCGCCGAUGCCGGACAACCAUCUAUCCCAGCAGGGCAAACAUCACUCAAGGACGUUGCAAAUGAUAACAAUAUCCGGGAGGCAAUACCCGAAGUUAAGUUGCAAGAAGUUGAUCGCGAGAUUCACGAAGGUGACCGUGGUAUCUCAGAAAAUACAACAGCAAACGAACAGGUCGAAGCACUAACAGAGCGAGUUUCAAGGUGCCACUACCUUUAG
Molecule: messenger RNA, 1371 nt
Organism: Acaulospora morrowiae
Lineage: Eukaryota; Fungi; Glomeromycota; Glomeromycetes; Diversisporales; Acaulosporaceae
Source: the annotation of a GenBank genome assembly